Marasmius oreades (fairy-ring Marasmius) is the source of this 1126-nucleotide messenger RNA. RefSeq lists its product as uncharacterized. Gene Ontology annotation, cellular component: plasma membrane; cell cortex of cell tip. NCBI's taxonomy places the organism in Eukaryota, Fungi, Basidiomycota, Agaricomycetes, Agaricales, Marasmiaceae. The record is from RefSeq and is a predicted model, not a curated record. The coding region runs from base 72 to 842 and encodes 256 amino acids. The transcript has 7 exons. Gene Ontology annotation, biological process: fungal-type cell wall organization.
UGAGGCCUCGAGGCCGUUGACCACGUACAGGACGUACUGCGCUUGCAGCGGGUCUGUUUCCUCCUCUUAUUAUGCGCGGUGAAAUCUGUGUCGGCUUCGCUUCCGUUCUAUCGCUGGCUUCCAUGAUAUUACUGAUAUUCGCACAUGUUGGUCAAAUAAACACUUCCAAAGUUCCUCAUGCAAUUUUUAUGGCUAGAGUCAAUGUUUCUGGUUACGGAGCAGCCCUGACUACCGCUUUUCUUAAUGAAAUCGUGGGCCUGUACACUUCAAAUGCAACAGCACCUCUGGGUGCCCGAGCUGGCCUUCGGCAAUUUUAUCAGUUUGGCCUAUAUUCACACUGCGCCUUUGUCAACGAAACGGCUGGAUUGUGUUCGAAUACCACAGUUGCUCACCGAUUUCGGCCAUACGACUACAUUACAGAAGACAUGGCCAGUAACUAUUCCACUUCUACGGAUGCUAUCAUAGUCGGAACUGCCUUUCGCGACUCCGAUUCCCUGGACCAGUCGAGCAAAGCGGCAUACUACUUGAUUUUGCUCGGAACGAUUGCAGUUGCUCUGGCGUUUUUCUCCGGAUUGGCGAAGCACAACUUCACUUUUUUGCUUUCUGCCCUAUUCGCGGGAAUCGGUAGCCUUUUUACCCUUGUAGGCGCUAUACUUUGGACCAUUAUCAUCAAGAAAUCGGCUUCUAUCAACAGCUUUGUGAUUGGAACAGACGCCAAUCUUAGUCCUUUGGGCAUAACAGUAUCUAUUGGAAUAGGACUCUACCUCGUGUGGGCCUCAUUUGCCUGCAUCUUUGCGUCGAUGGUUCCUUAUGUGGUGUCAUGCUGCACCUACCGAGGUUGACUGCACAACACGAGGAAGGGUGGAUGCUGGCUAUCCAUCGAGUUUCCUUAUCCAUCUUUAUCGACUUAUGUAUUAAUUCUUAUUGACGUGAUUUACGAUCCAAAUCCUGGCUCCCAGGUCCCCUGCUUGUUUCAUGAGACCCAGACUUGGGAUGCUGUGAGUUCAGAGACUAGCUAAGUUGAGGCUCGCGGGGUCUGUUGCUCAGUACUACUAAUAGGUAAAAGUUAUUUGUCGCUAUGUAACGGUAGAUGAAAGUAUUUUACGAUUCAUCUGCAUAAAAAGCC